Molecule: messenger RNA, 3226 nt
Organism: Biomphalaria glabrata
Lineage: Eukaryota; Metazoa; Mollusca; Gastropoda; Planorbidae
Exons: 2
Coding region: 1099-2265 (388 amino acids)
Molecular function (GO): nucleic acid binding; zinc ion binding
Source: RefSeq, a predicted model, not a curated record
UAUGUCACUGUCGGUGCAUAGAUUAUGGCAUUCUAGCACCAAUGUGUAUUAAGUGCACUAUUUUUGAACGCACUUUCUUUUUGUUGCCUUGCUUGUAAGUUGAUGGAGUGUUUUUGUUCUGUUGGUGUAACGUUUGUUGAGAUUCUUCUGUGUUCCCCUGUUUAGGGGAGUUAGCUUGGGAUUGGAAGUCUACGCUGGUGACUAAAGACAGCAGUGUGUUGUGUUUUCGAACAUUAAUGUGUACGUUGUGGGACAGCAAGGUGUAGAAUUAUUAUUUAAUUAAUAAAUUCACAGUAUUAAAAUGUUUCAAAUUCAAUGUCAUUACUCCAUUAGUUUGUCAUCAUACUUAUAUUUAUGUCAUUAAAUAUUUACAUUGUUACCAGUGAGUCAUUUAUUUAUUGUAAACACGAAGGUGCCUGGUUGAAUGUCAGGGGCCCGGGCAAACGAGCUAAGGCCUUAACAUAACCCUGACAGUUGGGGGCUCGAGUCCGGCUGUGACUACCAGUCACAGAACCAUAAUUUCAAUCAUUAUAUUAGUUUUAGUUACUUGAUUAUGUAGCAGCAGUGUCUACAAUCCAAUAAUUGUUUACAUAGUAUUGCAUCACAAUCUUGAGUUGUGUACCAUUGGCAACGAUGUAUAUCGAAAGUAGCAGAUAAAUACAUCCUUUGUGAUAUAAGUGAUAUAACACUAUAACUAUACUGUACUAUAUACUAUAUAACUACUGUAUUGCAAGAUUGAAAAGCAUUUUUAUUUUUUUUGUUUUCUAUAUUGUGCUUCACCUUCGAACGAGUGUCUUCUCGCUCCCGGCAGCAAGCGAACGUGAGUGUAAAGUGGCUGUAAAGUGGUACCUGUACUGAAGUCUGAGGCUACUGGUAUUGUGUUGGAUUGUCCUGUGGCGACUAUAUUUCGACGUUGUGGCCUGAGUGAGGCACUUUCCUCCGACGUUGGAUACUGCACAGAUAGGUUUCUUUCUUUGCCAUUUAACCGCAGGCUCUAGGCUUUAGUUGACCUCUUGUACAAUUAGUAGAAUUUUUUAGGUUCCCAUAUUGUAUAUAAUUGAAAUAUAAUACAGCCAAGUAGUGUACAUUGUAUUUACCAUGGAAACUAGGCUGACAAUUACUGCCCAGUUUAUAAGUGAUGGUCGUUCUCUGGGGUACGAAGGUGAAAGGUUAGAGAGAUAUGUGGCUGAGCAGAAAGAAGACUAUGAAAAAGCUAAGAAAGAGGAGUUUGAACGAGAAAAGGCUAGAUUUGAGAGAGAGGAAAGAUUGAAAGCAGAGGCGAAGGCAGAGGAGAAGGCCAGAUUUGAACGCGAGAAGGAGCAGUUUGAACGUGAGGAUAAGGCCAAGCGUGAGGAACACGAGAGGUGGAAAGAAAGAGAUGCCAGGGAGGAACUCAAGAGGAAAGAGGAGAUGGAACUAGAAAGAAUGAAGGAAAAGUCAGCAGCAGCGGCUGCUGGGACGGCAACACAGGCAGAGGUGCGGCCUAGAAAUGUUUUAGAUAAACUUGACAAGAGCUUCCAGGGAACGAAGGAAGACGAUGACCUGAUGGCAUAUUUAACACACUUUGAGGCCGUCGCGACAAGAUGCAAGAUCGAUAGAAAGGAAUGGCCAUUGCUCUUGUCCUAUAAACUAACUACCUUUCAAAGAAACUGUAUGCUGCGGGACAGUCUGUUUUUGAAUGAAAAUUAUGAGGAAGUGAGGGCUGUGUUACUCCGGCAUGCGGAUAUAAACGCGGAAACCUGCCGCAAGAGGUUCCACCGGGUGAAACCACGACAGAACGAUUUUAGGGGUUUUGUCACCGAGCUGCGAAACGCGUUGGGCAAUUGGUUGAAAAUGGCUGAAGUAGGCAAGACUGUGGAAGAAGUGAAAGAGUUGCUGGUAAAAGAUAGGAUACUUGAGAAUGUGUCAGGAGAUGUGUACAAGCAACUGAUAAUAAGUAAGAAAGGCACAGUUGAUGAUAUGAUUGAUGUUAUUGAAGGGUUUAAGGUCGCUAGUGGGGGUGUGUCGCUUGCGAAGGAAGACAGUGUGUAUGUUGCGGCAGCGUGUGAUGAGCCUGGGAUGAAUACAAAUCCAGUUGCUGAAAGAAACGUGGUUAUUUGCUUUAAUUGUAAUAGGAGUGGCCACAAAUCGGCAGAAUGUCCUCAGCGUUCUUCCAUGAUUAAUUCUGUUCCUGAUGUUGAUGAUAGACCUAGGAGAUCAUCUGCGACGUUUUCUAAUCAGCAAGGACCCAGUAGAAAUGUUUCAACAGGGCGUUAUCAGAGAUAGUUUGAUGGUAGUAGUCGUAGAAUCCGAGGUAACAGUUUUGUGAGACAAAGUUAUGUUACACCUAAUUACAGGAGCAGUAGAACUGGGGGCAAUGGGGUGUACCAAAAUAGAACCAGUUUCACAAAUAGAGAUCAAGGUCCACCAGUAAGGUAUAGGUGACUGAGUAGUCCUCGUAAUGUUCAAAAUUGUGGAAAUUGUACUUUAGGGAAAGGAGAUGAGUAUUUUUCCCCCUGUAAGAGAAAAACUUUUUCAUAUGUUGAUAAGUCAUUACGUGAUAAGUCUGUGGGUAAGCUGAAGUUUGAAAAGGGAAGAGUAAAUGGGAUAAGUGUGUCUGUUCUGAGAGAUUCUGGUUCGAGUGUUAUAGGAAUUAGAAGUUCAUUAGUUGGUGAGAAAGACAUGAUUCCUGGUUCUUACAAAUUAAAGCUUGUCGAUGGGACAGUCAGGGAUUACCCAUUGGCGUGUGUAAGUAUUGAGUCGGAUUACAUUGUUGGGAAAUAUGUGGUUGCUUGUUUUAAAGAUCCUGUUGCAGAUUUGAUCCUUGGGAAUGUUGAUAUUAAUGUGAGUCAGGAGUUUGAUUGCGCAGCAGUAACUAGGUCAGCGAAAGAUAGAGAGAAUGAUAGUGGCCCUGUAAAUGAGUGUGGAAUAUUGGAAGAUUGUCGUGAUGUUUUAGGUACGAGUGAUGAUUUUUUACGUGAACAGCUGAGUGAUCCGUCUUUGAAAGAUCUAUGGGAGCGACAUGUGGACUAUUGAGUGAUCCGUCUUUGAAAGAUCUAUGGGAGCGACAUGUGGACAAUUGAGUGAUCCGUCUUUGAAAGAUCUAUGGGAGCGACAUGUGGACAAUUGAGUGAUCCGUCUUUGAAAGAUCUAUGGGAGCGGCAUGUGGACUAUUGAGUGAUCCGUCUUUGAAAGAUCUAUGGGAGCGACAUGUGGACUAUUGAGUGAUCCGUCUUUGAAAGAUCUA